UUUAGUUAUUCGUCAAACGAUAUUAGAAAAUAUGAGAAAUAUGAAUAUAAAUUAUCCAAUUGUAAUUUUAUUCUUACUGUUAAUUUCCUAUUGCUUUUCGUACAAUCAGAAUGUACUUUUAAACAAAUUGAAGCGACUAAAGCGGGAAGAAACAAAUUUCAAUGAAUCGCCAAACAUUACAAAACCACUAGAAUACACAUGUACACUUUUAUUUCGUAACAAAGAAGAGAUAUACGAAAGCAUAAGGAGAGGUUAUUUCAUGAGUAGAUUAACAAUCGCAGGUAGAAAUGUGAAAUUUAGUAACAUACCGAAAAAUGAAUUUUGUAAGGGGCGCACAUUGGUUAUUGAAUUAAUAGCAACUGAGAGCGUGAUAUUCGAUGAGGAUUUUAAUUCACGUGGUUUAGAUUUAACACUCGUUGUUGCUGCACCACUAUGGUUAAUUGGUCUGAAUCGAAAGAUAAUUCUUAAUGGUGCAAAUGGAGAAUCACAUGCAUCACCGAAAAAAGUUCCAAACUCAAUUCACGGUGCAGACGGUAAGGAGGGAUUCCCAGGUGGUCCCGGUGGUUAUUUCUACGGUAUAGGCGAUGAAUACAAUUGGCAAACUGCCAAUGGCGAAAUAAUUAAUAACACAGAAACAAAAACAUAUCCUCUCUGUUAUUACAGCACUGACGAAUUUAUCGAAUAUUUCGUAUGUCCGUACAGAAUAGCCAAACCAAUAGCCGGCGUUGGUGCUCUUAAUGAACCAAUCGACACCGAUUCGAAGCUUCGAAUCUACGUCAACGGUGGUAAUGGCGGAAGGGGACAAAAUGGCGGCGAUGGUGAGAAAGGCACUGACGGCACAACCUUCGAUCUCGAUCCGCAAAAAAUAGAACGAAAUGGAUUUGUCGACGGUUUUGAUACAAUUCUACACGAGGAUGUUGAACCACUGGCUAAUGAGACAUAUUUGGGAAAGGGAAUAUCAGAGGUUAUUGUCGGUGCAAUGCCGGAAAUUGGUGGACGUGGUGGUAAAGCGGGUCCUGGUGGAUUGGCUGGUCAACCAGGAGGUGUUGCCAUGAUCUGCGUAUCCAAUCUUUAUCCAUUUUUUCGACAAGAACAAUCACCUGAUGAUAUUAUAGUUUAUGGUAAUGAAGGUGCAGAGGGGAAGCAAGGCGCCAGUGGAUUGGCGGGAUAUUCAGACAGUACAGGUUAUGAUGUACAAUUAAGUGUAUAUUAUACACCGAGUACAAAAAUUCAACUGAGAAACAUUGAAUUUUAUCCACACGUUAAUCCCUACACUUCUAGAAGUCUUCAAAAUUUGGGUGUUUCAAAACGUCAGAAUAAGCAAAGAAUUUAUAGAAAAUUCUACACGGUUUACGAAGCGGUUGAAAAAUAUACGAAUUUCACUUUCUUUAAUCUUGCCAAUACACCAAAUGGAAGAUGGCAAAGAAAUAUUUUUUCAGCUCUACAGGACACUUAUCAUUCAUCAUGGCGUCUACAAAGUUAUGCUUAAUUUGAAUUAUUAUAAAUGAAAAUUAAUGAAUCAUUUCUAACUAUACUGGUUAAGGUUCGCCUAUAUGCCAGAUCGUUUACCCUUCAUCCUUAUUACACAUAAAUAAACAUUAUUUUAUUCA
Molecule: messenger RNA, 1610 nt
Organism: Leptopilina heterotoma
Lineage: Eukaryota; Metazoa; Arthropoda; Insecta; Hymenoptera; Figitidae
Exons: 2
Coding region: 32-1489 (485 amino acids)
Source: RefSeq, a predicted model, not a curated record